Messenger RNA from Erythranthe guttata (spotted monkey flower), 996 nucleotides. Lineage: Eukaryota; Viridiplantae; Streptophyta; Magnoliopsida; Lamiales; Phrymaceae. The record is from RefSeq and is a predicted model, not a curated record.
CACUCUUUCCCCUUCCACUCAUAUCACUUUGCAGAAGUACUGAGUUUUCUCACUCACUAAAAAAAAAAAAUUUAAUUUCGGAGAAAUUAUUCUUCCAAAAUGAGGUCUCAGAUUGCCAGAUCUGCGAGGUCUUUCAUCUCUGCUGCUUCUAAGCAAUCAUCUCGUUCGUUUUCCGGAGGGCGAGCAGCAGCUGCAGCGGCUGCAGUUUCAAGCCGAGGAAGAGUGGCAUCCCUAGCUUCAUUUGGUGCGUCCGAGUCAGGAAAUGCAUACAGGGGAUGGAUUUCUGGCGCCCUUACCCUUUCAGCAGCAGCUUUUAUGCUCCGGGAACAAGAGGCUCAUGCUGCAGAGCUCGAGCGAACUUUUAUUGCCAUCAAGCCCGAUGGAGUGCAAAGAGGAUUGAUCUCAGAAAUUAUCGCUCGAUUCGAACGAAAAGGAUUUAAGCUUGUUGCUGUUAAGAUUGUGAUUCCUUCAAAGGGCUUCGCUGAGAAGCACUAUCACGACCUUAAGGAACGACCUUUCUUUAAUGGCUUGUGUGAUUUCCUUAGCUCUGGACCAGUCCUUGCCAUGGUUUGGGAAGGUGAAGGAGUGAUCAAAUACGGCCGUAAACUCAUCGGAGCUACCGAUCCUCAGAAAUCGGAACCUGGAACCAUCAGGGGAGAUUUAGCUGUUGUGGUUGGAAGAAAUAUAAUUCAUGGUAGUGAUGGACCUGAGACAGCUAAGGAUGAAAUCAACCUAUGGUUUAAGCCCGAGGAGUUGGUCAGUUACACUAGCAAUUCCGAGAAGUGGAUCUAUGGCGACAACUGAUUAUGAUUGGGUGGAAGCAAAGAUGGUCGGAAAAUAAAAUGCUAGACGAGUGAUUACAGUUAUUCACGACAACUACCAGCAGCUGAAAAAUAAAUAUCAGCUGCUGCAAUAAUAAUAAUAAUGUGUAACCGAAUUUCUAUUUUUUACGACUUCAGUCGUCACAUUUUUGAAUCUUAUUAUCGGUCGAUUCUC